Molecule: messenger RNA, 2752 nt
Organism: Linum trigynum
Lineage: Eukaryota; Viridiplantae; Streptophyta; Magnoliopsida; Malpighiales; Linaceae
Source: the annotation of a GenBank genome assembly
CCUCUUGGCAGCUUUUUAAUGGUACACAAACAUUAAACAAUCGUGUAGCAGCCGGCUGCUGUAGCUUUGCAGCACAUUGAUAUGAUGAUCUUCUCUUCUCUCAAUCAACUUGGCGCCCCAUAUUUCCACCAACCCCCUCUUGUCCUAUAUUCAAAUGAUUUUAACACUAAACUAGUUUCAUUCAUUCCACUUGGUUGCCAUUAUUAAUACAUCUCCCCCAAGCUCCUUACCUUCUCAUCCCACCAGUCUCUGCUCUUCUCUUCCACCAUGGCGCCAAACCAGACCACAUCUCUUCUCUCGAACGACGAAUCGAACCACGACACCCGCCGCAAUGCCAGAACCCACCCGGGCACCAACCCAUUCAUCUUCACAGCACUCAUAGCCCUCAGCUGCGUCGGCCUUUCCGCCGCCUCUGCUUUUGGCUUCCUCUACUUCUCUACUUCUUCUUCAACUACUCACUCGGCCCAGAAACUGUCUUCGAUCGAACGAACCAGCCGGCCCAGCUCGAAACUCCCCCGCCCGGUCGUGAUCAUGAUCUCCGCGGACGGGUUCCGGUUCGGUUACCAGUUCAAGACCGCGACCCCGAACAUCGACCGGCUCAUGGCCGAGGGAACGUCGGCCGACCGGGGUUUGAUCCCGGUCUACCCGACCCUCACUUUCCCCAACCAUUACUCCAUCGUCACGGGGCUCUACCCUGCUUACCACGGCAUCAUAAACAACUACUUCGUCGACCCGGCCACCGGCGACGAGUUCACUCUGGCCAGCCACGACCCCAAGUUCUGGCUCGGAGAGCCGCUGUGGGAGACGGUGGCCAACCACGGCCUGCCCGCUGCUGCUUAUUACUGGGCUGGAGCUGAAGUGGUGAAAGGGAGCUGGACUUGUCCUCCCCAAUUCUGCCCCAAGUACAACAGCUCGGUGCCAUUGGAGGAGCGAAUUGAUACUUUGCUUAGCAACUUCGAUUUGCCGCUCGAGGAAAUCCCUAUUCUCAUGAAUCUCUACAUUGAAUCUCCUGACGCACAGGGUCACCAGGUUGGGCCCGACGAUCCACAAAUAACCGCAGCCGUGGGCCGAGUGGACUCGCUACUGGGCAGGCUAAUCACCGGGCUGGAGCAAAGGGCCCUAUUGGACGAAGUGACAGUGAUCUUCGUAGGCGACCACGGCAUGGUCGGCACGUGCGACAAGAAAUACAUCUACAUCGAGGAUUUCGCGGAAUGGAUCGACAUCCCGGAAGAAUGGAUCAUGUACCACACUCCGGUCCUCUCCAUCCGCCCUCCGGCCGGCGUCGACGCCGCCGAGGUAGUCUCCAAGAUGACGGAAGCGCUGGAGUCGGGGAAACUGAACAACGGCGGCAGCCUGAAGGUUUACCUGAAGGAGAACCUGCCAGCGAGGCUGCACUACUCCGACAGCGACAGGAUCACGCCCAUCAUUGGGAUCGUGGCGGAGGGUUACACGGUGGAGCAGCGGCGGGUGGCCGGCGAGGAGAUGUGUUGGGGUUCCCAUGGGUAUGAUAACGCGGCGUUUUCAAUGAGGACGAUUUUCGUCGGGAGGGGGCCGAAGUUCGGGAAGGGAGUGGUGGUGCCGUCGUUUGAGAACGUGGAGCUUUAUAAUGUGGUUACUUCGAUUCUGGGGAUUUCCGGGGCUCCGAAUAAUGGGACUUCGGGUUUUGUCAACACCGUUCUGCGGAGAAGAUGAUGAGUGGGUUUCUCCUUAAGCAAAUGAGUUUGAGACUUUGAGCUACUGUGUGGAGCAAGAACUAAAUAAAAAAGAGUGUGCAGAUGGUGAUGAUCAGUGUCAGCAGUUUAUGAAAUUUCAUGAGGAAAAAUGUAUGAAUUGCUUGUAAUUUUAGACAAUAUUAUCAUAUGAAAUAAACAUCGAUGAUAAAUAUAUGAAAAAUGAUAAUUAAAGUCUAAUUAUAAUUAGGCUGCACAUGAUCUAACAACAUCAACUUUGUGCAUACCCCAAUCAACCACAGAACCAAACCCCUCUAAUUGCAAAGAAUUGGAAUCUUAUAUCCACCUUCUGGCCGGAUUUCCAAGGGUGGAUCGUUUGAUUUUUCAUUUCUAUUGAUAAGUACACUUUGUCACCUUUGACUUUUCAGAAAAGCUCACCCUUAAUCACUCUUUUAUGAAGGUCCAUAUGGUAAGUUUUGAAAUCUACGUGUAUAGUUUAAAGGGGCCUAAUAGCUCUCCAAAGCGGUCAAUUUGAUAAGAGUGUUGUGGUAUAUGAUUCACGAUUGAACCUCUCUCAACAAUUCGAGUUAUUGGGACCAACUGAUUUAUGAUAAAGAGCACGAUUGAAAUUCCAAUCAAAUGCAUUGUGUUAGUUAGAUGAAUGGUCCGACCCAGAAAACAUACUUGUUCUGGAAGGAAAAAACUUAUGCUCAUCAAAUUUGUAGCUAAUUGGGCAAAUAUUUCUUGGACCUUAACGUUUAUCAUUUAUCCAUUAAAAAAAUUGUAUUUACCGUGGUCCAGGUAAUUUCUGGUUAUUAUUAUCGGUGGAUUGUGAAAAUGAUAGUUAAAAGUGACAGUAUUAAUCUGACUUACCAAUCCAAUCUAAUUUAUCACAUUAAAUAUGUAAACUUAUGUAACUGAUCAUAUUGGUACGGCUACAUUAUGUUAGUGAUAUAUGUGGGAUUUAUAUGUCAUCAUAAGUUAAUAGUAUGCUCUAUGCUCAAAUGUUUGGUAUCGAUUAUGGAUUAAUAUUAAACAUUAAUAAUUAAUUAAGAAAAUAUAAAUAUAAUUAAUCAUCAAUU